UACUGUGUCCGAUGCUAAAUAUUGAUCGUAUGGAAUAGGUGGAUUUGGGUCACGUUAAAAUGAGUAAUAAAAUGCUAACUACAAUUACUCAACGUGAAAAAUACGAGUUAAUUAACUCAGAAGUGCGUUCCUUUUAUGAGUAUUGUAAAGAAGCAGGAAUAACUGAUGAGGAAAUGGAUAUCAUCUGUCGCCCAUUAACGAAUGCUGUACGUAAGGCAUCGAUCAAGCGAUGGACAAGAGUGUUUCUUGUCCUAGUAAUGAUCAUAGCCAUUGGAUAUACUGUGAGCCAAACAGACACCUUCCAAUGGCACGCCACAGCAUUAGCAAGAAUGACAUUGAUAAAAAUACUCCCCAUUUGGGACUGGACACCCCUCUACUAUAAUAAAUGCCUAAUAGAAAGAUCUCAGCCCUCAACUCUCGAUGAUGACCUCGUCACUCCUGCUGAUUGUAUUACUUGUGAAGCUAUAAAAAACAUCGUUCGAGUAUCCGACACCAGCUACAACGAAGUCUUCAACCAUCAUCUUUUGCGAGGUGCUCCAGUCAUCGUCACCGAUUCUUACUUAGACUGGUCGUCGCCAGAGCUGAACCUCACAAGCCUUAUCAGUGACGACACACGUCUCCGGUACUCAGUUCCCUGUAGAAUUCUCACCAAUAUCCGGAUUGGCAAGCAACCAAUGGACUUAGAGGAAGUACUAUCUAGGAUCAUCAACUCUGAUAUACCAAGCUGGUUUGUUCAUUUCCAGAAUUGCGAUAUCAGAGCUGUAAAAUCAUUUAGAAUAUUAGCUCCUCGUCCAUACUUCUUAUCACCUCACAUCCCACCAUCACAUUUCAAUUGGCUUUUGCUAUCAAAUAAUUAUGAUACUUAUAGAUUCAAGUACCUAGAACUGGAUAUUGGACUGAUAAUUAUGUCUCAAUUGAAGGGCAAAACCUAUAUACAAUUACGGCCAAGAGUCCCUUGUGAAGAGGUCUGUUUUUCACUUAAUGUGGAACUGAAUGAGGGGGAAACUUUGGUUUUGAGUAACUCUCUGUGGGAAAUGGAAUAUCUGCCGGGCAAGGGGUAUAAUGUAGCAAUGAUCACUGAGACGGAUUGGCUUGAAACAUAAUAUCAUAUUAUGAGGCAUGUGAAAAACAUUUACUACUUGACAUUCAACAUGUUUCUUCUGCUUUAUCAUAAAUAUAUAUGCAUUAUGCUUUAAAUUUAUUAAUAAUAUUAAUUAUAGAUAUCUAUAAUAAAAUACUGGAUUUAAUUAUAAUUCAAAAUACACUUUAACAAUAUAUUAUAUGUAUGUAUGCAUAAUGUACAUCAUUGUAUACAAUAUAAUCUGUUCUAUAUUAGCCAAUCUUUAUGGUAUAUGUCAUCAGUAUGAAAGCUUUAAUUAAAACAUAUUUUAUUUCUAAUGAUUGUUAAAUAUUUCAAUUGUAAUUCAUAAAAUUUAAUUAAUACUUUUAAUGUAUUAAAAAUAUCAUCGUAUUAAUGUUAUACCUGUAGCACAUUUUCUUGUAUUGACAUUGCUAUCAAAUGUAUCCUUGCAUAUCAAAUGUAAUUUCAAGCGUAUUUAUUAAUGUUAUGAAUUAGAUAUUGUAGUUAAAUAAAUCACUUCUAGUUAUAAUUCGCACAUAUAUGGCGAUGCCACAAAAAUAAAAAGUAAUUCUCAAUAAUAAAUCUAUAUUAGUUCAUGCCAUAAUAUUGAUCAAAUAAUUAAAUAGCUUGAAGAGAAUUGUUAUAAAUCAACAGAACUUUUUUUUUUAUAUAACUAUACAAUAUAAACAUAUUUCUCGUGUUGGUGUUGCCAUGUUUAGAUAAAUUAAUUAUAAAAUUAUAUUUAAUUGAAUAUUAACAAAUACCUCAAUAUAUGUUAUG
This is a messenger RNA of Danaus plexippus (monarch butterfly), 1861 nucleotides long. RefSeq lists its product as uncharacterized. NCBI's taxonomy places the organism in Eukaryota, Metazoa, Arthropoda, Insecta, Lepidoptera, Nymphalidae. The record is from RefSeq and is a predicted model, not a curated record. The transcript is spliced from 2 exons. Bases 60 to 1103 code for a protein of 347 amino acids.